GACACCUUCUCGAUGUCAUCUUCUUGGCCGUUGUGGGUCUGUCUACUUUUCCUACCUUUCAUCUAUCUUUGUUAUGCAUAUCUCAAUCGACCUCUCAAGUUCAGGCAACUGAUAUCAUCUCCGCCUCCUGGACGUAGCGUCGUUCCUAAACCUGUGACGUCGGCAGUCACGAAAAUAAAGCAGCCAUAUGAUGUUUUUUUGGUCUCCGACUUUGAAGCGACUUGUGAGGAAGGCAAAGACUUCAUGUACCCUAACGAAAUUAUCGAGUUUCCUGUAUUCCUGAUGAAGUGGAAAGACAAGACGGAAAACGAUCACGCCAGUCAACUCGAAAUUGCUGCUGAAUUCCAUAGUUUUGUCCGACCUUCCUGGCGGCCUCAACUCUCAGCGUUCUGCACAGGCCUCACAAAUAUCACACAAGAGAAAGUCGAUGCAGCACCCGACUUUCCGAGGGUUCUCGAUUCUCUCCGCUCGUUUCUGAUGAAGCAGGGCGUAAUCGACAAAUUCGGCAGGCGAAAGCUCAAGUAUUGCUGGUGCACCGAUGGUCCUUGGGAUAUAUCACACUUUGUCGUCAAACAAGCUUUCAUCUCCCGAGCCAGUGAAUGGUUAGCUGGCGACUUUGUCGAUGUUCGUCAAUUAGUGCGGCUUCAUAGUGGGACGAAAUCGGACGCUCCCAAGGGCAGACUCAAUAUUCCUGCUCAAUUGAAGACUCUCGGACUGGAGCCGUUUAUAGGCAGGCAGCAUAGUGGGGCCGAUGACGCGCGAAAUUUGGGUCGGAUAUUGACCGAAUUGGCUGUUGAAGGAGUCCAGUUACGGCCAAAUACCUCGGUAAAUCUUCGCAGGCGAUGGCCGUGGAUGGGCAAAUUUGGACAAGUACUUGAGGAUCACAUUUAA
Mycena indigotica is the source of this 891-nucleotide messenger RNA. Its product is annotated as Exonuclease domain-containing protein. The transcript is spliced from 9 exons. Gene Ontology annotation, molecular function: nucleic acid binding; 3'-5'-RNA exonuclease activity. NCBI's taxonomy places the organism in Eukaryota, Fungi, Basidiomycota, Agaricomycetes, Agaricales, Mycenaceae. The coding region runs from base 13 to 891 and encodes 292 amino acids. Gene Ontology annotation, biological process: exonucleolytic trimming to generate mature 3'-end of 5.8S rRNA from tricistronic rRNA transcript (SSU-rRNA, 5.8S rRNA, LSU-rRNA). The record is from RefSeq and is a predicted model, not a curated record.